Molecule: messenger RNA, 2990 nt
Organism: Hibiscus syriacus
Lineage: Eukaryota; Viridiplantae; Streptophyta; Magnoliopsida; Malvales; Malvaceae
Exons: 12
Coding region: 65-2695 (876 amino acids)
Molecular function (GO): protein binding
Source: RefSeq, a predicted model, not a curated record
UUUGUAUGUUUAUCAAUGGCUGCCACUUUCUCUUCCUCAUGAAUCUUAAACGAGGACGUUUCGGAUGGAACCGCAAUUCUCGAAGCACCGAUCGUACGGUCCCCCGGCGCACCACCGUCACCGCCAGAACCAAUCGAAAAUGAUGAUUCCGACUCCGUCACCUCCACCGCCACAGCACUCCGACAACGAUCGGAGCUGCAGCGAACUCAGAGCCUUCGACUGUAACCUCAAUUCCCUUUGUGAACACAUCCAAACGGAAGGUUUCAACGGCGGUUCAUUCUCCGAUAUUGUCGUUAACGCCAUGGGAUCCACCUACCACCUCCACCGCUUAGUCCUCUCUCGUAGCUCCUACUUCAGGAACAUGCUGCACCGGCCUUGGAAAGAAGCUAAUUCUCCGGUUGUAACGUUAAACGUCGACGAUAGCAACGUUAACGGCGAAGCAAUGGCCGUCGCGUUGGCUUAUUUGUACGGACACCACCCCAAGCUUAAUGAUAAUAAUGCCUUCCGCGUUUUAGCUGCUGCUUCAUUUCUCGAUCUUCAGGAUUUAUGUGCUAUAUGUACGGAUUUCAUUAUAUCUGAGCUCUGGACUUCGAAUUUCUUAGCAUAUCAGGUGUUUGCCGAGAGUCAAGAUUACGGGAUACAUGGAGAACGAGUGAGAAAUGCUUGUUGGGGUUAUCUGUGUCAAAGUGGCGCCAUGGAAUUGAAAGAGGUGCUUCCUAAACUUUCAUCUCAGACUCUACAUGCAUUGCUCACGUCUGAUGAGCUGUGGGUACCUAGUGAAGAAAAACGAUUUGAGCUAGCAUUGUACACCCUCCUUGCAAAAGGUGCUUUUUACCAGCCUGAAAGAUCUGGUCAAGGAAGCCACUCUCCUGAGAUGGAUGUGGGCACUUCUCUUGAGUCUUCUAAAGAAAAGGGAAAAACCUUGGUUGAUAGCUUCCAGGGUAAGACAUUGGAAUCCGAAUUGGGAUGCCUAAAUUUAAAAGAUGACCAAGAGCAUUGUAAGAGUGCUCAGAAGCUCCCGGUUGAUCUUGCAGCUUGUGUAGUUGACAUACCGGCAGGGGUAUCUGACCAACAGGUUCAGCGACCCAAAUAUGCUUGCUCAGAACCAAUGUAUCCCUGCAACAAAGAUCAGUCUUCAUCAAUGAGUAGCUCAUCUUCAGAAGGGAUAAGAACUUCACGUUCGUAUGCUGAACUUCCAAUUGGUGAUGGAAUGAGUGGAGGAAUGGCUAUGGAGGGGCCAUCUGAGGAAGGUUCAUGUUAUCUGUUGAAUAACAAUAACUGGCUUGCAAGCAAUCAAUCAAAGCAUUGCUCUUCCGAGGAUAGUGGGCUCAUGUUGAAUGAUUGGGGAAGAUGUGACAUGGCUUCUCUUUCUUGGGGUGGCAGGGUUGUGGGUAAAAGACAGGUGAAAAGCUACGCAAAAGGGAACUGCGGGGUACAUGGCGAGGAAUAUGAUGCUUUUGUCAAUAUAUUUGAAGGGGGUUCUCUUCUAUAUUGCAACAUGUCCUUUGAGGCACUCUUGAAUGUGAGGAAGCAACUUGAAGAAUUGGCGUUCCCUUGCAAAGCUCUGAAUGAUGGCCUUUGGCUGCAGAUGCUGUUACACCAGCGGGUGCAAGAAAUUGGAGCUGACACAUGCAAAAAUUGUUGCCUGACUAGUAUGCAAUGCAGUUGCAGGCAGCCCUUUGGAUACCUUCAUGGAGUAGCUACUACAGGUUAUUACAUGCAAGAGCAUGAUCAAAAUCAUCUAACUGCCAACAUUGAAAAUGUAUAUAUGGCUGAGAAUGCUCCAGAUGAAGGAAAUGGCCUCUUUAGGCCGGUAAGAGUGCAGGUUAGGAGGGUUAAUGAUGGGCUUGCAGGUAUCGGGUGUGGUGCUACUUUUGUUCCUGCCACUUCGUGGACUCCAACACGUUUUGUCUUUUCCCGUGUGCCCUUUGGUAUUGGCAUCCGAAAUGGCCAGCAAUCUCUUGCUAAUGAUGAUUCAGAGGCUAGAGCAGACCAUAAUGGAGACAUGUCUGGAGGUGGCUUAACGGCUCUGGUGGAGUUAAUCCAAGAAGGAAGUAAUGCCAAUAAUGUUCAUGCAGAACAAACAGAUAGGAGUUCUGAGAUGGACUCGCAUAACAAAGUGUCUGUAACUUCCAUUGCAGGCCCGGCUACUAGUGGGAUUGCUGUGCAGAUGUUAGAGUCACCAGAGCAUGCCAUUGGAAUUGAUUGGGAAAAUGCAACUAAUUCUUCUAUAUCUUUGGAUUUGAGAACCCCUCUGAGUCACUUCCCUUCCUUUCGUUUUGGGGUUGAAUUUGAGGAUGUGCUCAGGCUCAGUGAUGGUCAAGUCAAGCACUCUCCUGAGUUCUUUUACGCUGGUUCAUUGUGGAAGGUUAGUGUUCAGGCCUUCAACGACGAAGAUCCUCAAGGACGAAGGACUUUAGGAUUGUUUAUUCACCGUCGGAAAGCCGAGAUAACCGAAUCUCUCAGUAAGGUUCACAUGUAUAUCGAUUCUCGGGAAAAGGUUACGGCUCGAUAUCAGCUAAUUUGUCCUUCAAAGCGAGAAGUAAUGGUGUUCGGGAGCUUCAAACAGAGGGGCACUCUUUUACCGAAAGCUCCCAAAGGUUGGGGAUGGAGGACAGCUUUGUUGUUUGAUGAACUUGCUGAUCUUCUACAAAAUGGGGCUUUGAGAAUAGCUGCUGUUGUGCAGCUUGUAUGAAAUCAAACAAAUCAGAUGUACAAAGGCUUUUUUUUUUCUUUUUUCUUUUUUUCGAGUUAAUCAGACUUGGAUGAGAGAUUCGGAUUUGAGUAUGUUUGCAUAUUUAGAGAUUUCUCGGAAGGUUCUAAACUUCGAUACUUCAAGAAAUGCGAAGAAUCGGAGAAACGGCACGGAUCAUUCAAGAAACUAGAACUUGACAUCCAUCGUCUUCUGCACUUGUAGUGACGAUUCUUGUAUCACGGUGAAUUAUAUUUAAGUCAAGCAUAUGAUAAAAGUACAGAUAAUGCUCCUUGAA